This is a messenger RNA of Scomber japonicus (chub mackerel), 2727 nucleotides long. RefSeq names its product zinc finger and SCAN domain-containing protein 22-like. Gene Ontology annotation, molecular function: RNA polymerase II cis-regulatory region sequence-specific DNA binding; DNA-binding transcription factor activity. The transcript is spliced from 2 exons. NCBI's taxonomy places the organism in Eukaryota, Metazoa, Chordata, Actinopteri, Scombriformes, Scombridae. Bases 1 to 1101 code for a protein of 366 amino acids. The record is from RefSeq and is a predicted model, not a curated record. Gene Ontology annotation, biological process: regulation of transcription by RNA polymerase II.
AUGACCAAACUGCAGUUUUUAAACGUCUUUUUGACUGAGCGGCUCAUGCUCGCUGCGCAGGAGAUUUACAAAUCUGUCGAGGACACGAUUUUAGAGUACCAGGAGGAGAUAGCGAUCCGAGAGCGGGAGAACGACCAUCUGAGACGCAGGCUGCGAGACGCUGGGAUUGAAAUAUGGCCAGACCGCCCAUCGAUGGCGCUGUUGGAUGAGGAGGAAGGCGAGCAUCCACGGCGUGAGUGGAGUCCCAGCAUGGGGCACGAAGAACGUAUUCCUAUUCAGAUCAAGGAUAAAAGAGAUCUUCGGACCAACCAAGGAGAUGAUCAACUUCGUGGGCAUGGCUCUUGCAGCACACCAGAAAACAUGUUCACUCCCCCACGAGUUGGAAAUCAGUAUCCCCAAGACGGCCCUCACACGUCCAACCUCCCUCAGAGUCAAGGUGUGGAGAACAGAGAGCGGGAUCCAGGAUCUCGAAGCUCCUCGAGGCAUGUGAAGGCAGAGAGUGGAGGAAACCACAGAGGCUCUACUUCCUCCAACAGCGGUGCCCAGCCUCUCGCACCAGUCAACCCAAACUGCUCAAAUGAGAACAACAUUGACAUUAUUGGAGUGGAGAAUGGAGGACAGAUGGUUGGUGCUAAGGGAAAUGGAAAUGGAGCUAACAGAGGACAGGCCUCUCACAUGCGCAACCAAGGAGCCAAUGCUGUUGACUGCACCCAUCAAAAGUCCCCUCUACAAGGCCACAUGUCAUCCUUCUGCUGCAAGGUUUGUGGUGAAGCAUUUAGUCACAUUGGCCACUUGCACGUGCACGUACAAGUGCAUACACGGGAAAAACCCUACCGCUGUGGUGUAUGCGGAAAAUGCUGCAGCUCCUCCGGGAGGCUGCAGGAGCACCAGCGUAGCCACACAGGAGAAAAACCAUUCCGCUGUCAGAUUUGUGGAAAGGGCUUCACACAGAUGGCUCACCUGAAGGUACACAUGAGGAUCCACACCGGGGAGAAGCCUUACAGUUGCCCUGUUUGUGGCAAGUGCUUCAGCCGCUCUGACAAAAUAAAGAGGCAUCUCCAGACCCAUAGCCGUGAGGGAACAUAUUUCUCAGGGCAAUGAUGCAAAUGUGUUAUUGAUCAACCCAGUUUGUGAAUCAUAUUGAUGUGGGAAACUUUUCUACAAAAAGCUAAAAUCGCUGCCAUUAAGACAAGGCUUUUUUCUUCCAACUUUCCAAGAACUAGGAAAAUUGCAACUCUUAGAGCAAGUUUUUUAUCUAACCUAAUACUUCUCCACGCCAUAGUCCCUCAAUAGGUUUUGUAUUAGCCAGUUUAGUAUGUCAUUUACUUAAUUUUGUACUUGUCACUGAGUAUUAAAUCUCAGAGACACAAUUUGAGUUAUUAGCUAGCCUUUUUGAAUUAUCUAGCCUUCCUUAGUCACAUAAUUAGCAUGAUGAAGUCUUCCACACAUGCCUUGAAACUGAGAUGCAUUAAGAAAUGCAACAGUGUUCAGCACGGUCACAGAUUAUCUUCAGCCAGUCACUUCAUAUCUCACAAGUUCACGAGAGCUUGAAAUUUGCGGACUUGGCAUCUAUCUUGUAUUCAUUAUUGUAGCCUAAAAAUAGGAGUCAGAUCACCACGUUCUCAGUUAAAAUUUAAAUUAACUACAGAAUAAAUGACUUGACAAAUGAAGCCUGUGUGUCAUCUGGCUUAGUCUAACACUGCCAGUAGUUCAAGUUAAUGACACAAAAUUCAGGCAGACAAAAGGCUACUAAAAUACCCCAUCAACUGCAGACCUGUGCUCACAGACAUGACACUUUCACAGUUUACAAGGAGUCGUCUGAUCUGACACUUUAACUUCAUAUUUCUCUUCAUCUUUGCUUCUUUUUCUUCUCAGUGCUGUUACAUUGUUGCAGAGCUAAAUACUGCCAUCUCACAUCAUCAGUGCUUCAUGUUGUCCAUUGAAAUAUGGAGAACUCUGUUGUGAGACUGCUCCACAUUUUUGUGAAGAUAAUGUGAUAAUUUGUAAAAUACCACUAGUCCCCACCUGUCAUGCAUUUAGGAAUUUUGUGGUGUCUUUUUUUCUUUCUUUUUUUUUAACGAAAUGCACUGCAGCAUCUGUCCUAGACGAUGCAGAAAUUCACUCUAUAAUAGGGCCACACAGUAUUAGCUGAACUUAUCUGUGGUUCUGUGGUCAGUCUGCAAUGAUCAACGAUUUUAUGUUCACACAUGUUUUUAUUUUUUUGUUUUUUGUUUUUAACCACAUUUUCAGAAGUGAUGAUUGGUUUUAUCAUAGAAUCAGGUACUUCCUCUGCCCAUCCUGGACUGACUCCCUGAACAGUAGACACUUUCUCCUCAGGAUGCUGCAUUCAUAACACAAGGGUAUACCAGAAAAACAAACGUCUUAUUUGAAACAGCUUUGUUCAAAGACAGACACUCAGGGUUUGUGAGUUUUCCAAUUUGGAUUUAUGGAUUCAUGGAAAUAACUGACCUGCAAAAAGAUGAACUAAAUGAAAUAAGUCAAAAUACCCUCAGAGUGUGUCAAAGCUCAGUUGCCCUGGGAAUUCCUGCCUAACUUAAACCCUGCGUGUGAUGAAUGCGGCAUGAGACAACUUCAGCACGUCCUCACAGCUGACCAGCAGCCCCUCACUCAGUCUACUCUGGGACAACUUUGCUUCCCCUGCACACACUCUCUACUGUACAGUGUUGUAUCAUUGCAUAAUAAAUGUUAUUUUUUAAUAAAGUAGCA